Aspergillus novofumigatus IBT 16806 is the source of this 916-nucleotide messenger RNA. Its product is annotated as U6 snRNA-associated Sm-like protein LSm1. Gene Ontology annotation, biological process: deadenylation-dependent decapping of nuclear-transcribed mRNA. Gene Ontology annotation, molecular function: RNA cap binding. The record is from RefSeq and is a predicted model, not a curated record. NCBI's taxonomy places the organism in Eukaryota, Fungi, Ascomycota, Eurotiomycetes, Eurotiales, Aspergillaceae. Gene Ontology annotation, cellular component: Lsm1-7-Pat1 complex; P-body. The transcript is spliced from 4 exons. The coding region runs from base 256 to 789 and encodes 177 amino acids.
CCCACUUCAACCUUGCGAUCUCCGCUCAAGAGACAGUAAUUCGCGGUCAAGUGCCUAACAGCUCGACAUCAUUUCAUACAUUUCCCUCCUCGAGUCCUCCCCCGCCGCAGAAUGACAAGAUUCUGCGAACUCUUCUAAUCUGAAUUUCUCCCACCAAGGCUUCAUCAAGCCUUUCCGUCACAACCCACACACGACUCUGCCCCUCCGCAAAACGAAUCAUUGCUUUCAUUGCGCCAUCAUCACUGCUGGAUAAGCAUGGAGAGACUCUCUUUGAACGAUCCUCCCGCAGGCCCUCCGCGUGGAAAUACACCGCAGUCAUUCUCUCAGCAGAACAACAUGCUGGGACCCUCUGCACCGAUGAGACAGGGUCCCCCACAAUUACCCCCGCAGAUGUUCACUACAGCCGCUCAAUUGCUGGACUUGACAGAUAAGAAACUGGUUUUAGUGCUUCGCGACGGGAGAAAAUUGAUCGGCGUGCUCAGAAGUUGGGAUCAAUUCGCGAACCUUGUCCUCCAAGAUACCAUUGAACGACUCUAUGCAGGAAAUCUCUACGCCGAUAUUCCGCGAGGCAUAUUCCUUGUCCGGGGAGAGAAUGUGUUGCUUCUGGGUGAAAUUGAUCUCGACAAGGAAGACGAUAUUCCCCCUCAUCUCCAGAAAGCGCCCUUCCAAGAAGUAUUCGAAUUAAAGAAGAAGGAGGACAGCAAGCGAAAAAUCACGGACAAGAAGAGCCAUAACAAACUCCAAAGUCUUGGUUUCGAACCCGAGCACAGCGGGGAGAUCCUAUUUUAGCCGUUGACGUUGGAUCCGCUUAUGUUCGACCCCUCUGUGAAUGCGUCGUUUCGUACGACGGCAAGAAAAGACGCAAAAGAUCGUUCUGUAAGAAAUCAAGGGUUUCGUUAUAUCGACGGCCGAGAUC